This is a messenger RNA of Mercurialis annua (annual mercury), 2219 nucleotides long. RefSeq names its product probable polygalacturonase. The coding region runs from base 281 to 1714 and encodes 477 amino acids. Gene Ontology annotation, biological process: carbohydrate metabolic process. Gene Ontology annotation, molecular function: polygalacturonase activity. Lineage: Eukaryota; Viridiplantae; Streptophyta; Magnoliopsida; Malpighiales; Euphorbiaceae. The transcript is spliced from 5 exons. The record is from RefSeq and is a predicted model, not a curated record.
GCAUGCCCACCAAAUGUCCAACCAAGAAUAUAAUUUCACUCGUCUUUCUUCCCGUGAAUACCGCCUUGUUUAGUUUCCUUACACCACGUCACCUUCCUUAAAAAAACAUUUCCUAUAGUAACGUCCACAGACACGACACCACCGUCGAACAAAACAAAGCCCCCUCUUCAUAUUUUGUCUUCACCUUCUUCUUCUUCUUCUUCUUCUUCUUCUUCUUCGUAUUCAUGUCUGGCUGCCUUACAUUAUACAAAACCACCAACUACAUAACAUAACAUUUGCCAUGGAAUUUCAGAACCAAAACAUGGGUAAGAUCACAAGGCUAUCAUGGUCGCCGCUUCUUCUUUUGGUCACGCUUUUACUGCUUCUAUCCAUCCAAUUCGCCACCAGAAACUUUUACCAGAUACUAUUUCUGGCUAAAUCAUCGUUGGCCCCCGGGUUUUCGGUCGACGCGGGAAGCUGUACCGGGUUUGUCGGGGCGUUGUCGCCCAGGAGAGAGGUGGUUAUGUCUAUCAAGGAUUUUGGCGGAAUUGGCGAUGGGGAAACGUCUAAUACUGAAACGUUUCGUAAGGCGGUACGGUACAUGCAGCGUUUCGGCGACGUAGGUGGGUCCCAGCUGACUGUGCCUAAGGGUAUUUGGCUUACUGGCAGUUUUAACCUUACCAGUAACUUCACCUUGUUUCUUGAACAGGGCGCUGUUAUUUUGGGCUCUCAGGAUCCGAAGGAAUGGCCUAUUAUAGAGCCAUUGCCCUCGUAUGGAAGAGGAAGAGAGCGAUUAGGAGGAAGACAUAUUAGCCUUAUUCAUGGAAAUGGUCUUACCAAUGUUGUCAUCACUGGAAACAAUGGGACAAUUGAUGGUCAAGGGAAGAUGUGGUGGGAACUAUGGUGGAACAGAACAUUGGAACACACAAGAGGCCACCUCUUAGAACUAAUGAGCUCUCAUAACGUUCUCAUAUCCAACCUGACCUUUCGAAAUUCUCCAUUUUGGACUAUACAUCCGGUUUACUGCAGAAAUGUUGUGGUCAAACACGUGACGAUUCUGGCCCCCCUUAAUGCUCCAAAUACGGAUGGUAUAGAUCCAGACUCAAGCACCAACGUGUGUAUUGAAGACUGUUACAUUGAGAGCGGAGAUGAUCUUGUAGCAGUAAAGAGCGGAUGGGACCAGUACGGCAUAAAAAUGGCUCGUCCAAGCUCAAACAUCAUAGUGAGAAGAGUUUCAGGCACAACUCCAACUUGUUCUGGGGUUGGAAUAGGUAGCGAGAUGUCUGGAGGGAUAUUUAAUGUGACGAUUGAAGAUUUGCAUAUAUGGGAUUCUGCAGCAGGGGUGAGAAUAAAAACUGACAUAGGAAGAGGAGGAUACAUAUCCAAUAUUACAAUAAGUAAUGUAAGAAUGGAGAGGGUCAAGAUUCCUAUUAGGUUCAGUAGAGGCUCCAAUGAUCACCCUGAUGAAGAAUGGGAUCCAAAUGCAGUUCCUAUUGUAAAAGGAGUUUCUGUAAGUAAUAUUAUCAGUGUAAAUUCAACAAAAGCCCCAGUUUUACAGGGAAUCAAGGAUGCUCCGUUUGAUGGAAUUUGCAUGAAGAAUGUUACACUGAUUGGUUUGGCAUCAUCCACAUCAUGGCAUUGUGAAUUUGUUUCCGGAUUUUCUAAUGAGGUGUCUCCAAUGCCUUGUCUUGAGUUGCAGAAUAAUGUCUCUUCAUCCUGGUGUUCAUACUCCUGAGCUUAACUGGAAAAUCUGGACUUUUUUCGUGGAAAUUUUGGUUGAAGUUCUGCAACUCUGGUAGUUUCUAACCACAUUUAAAGAAGUCAUCUCAGGAUGGAUUCAAUUGAACCUCAUUGCAGAUCCGUGUUGAACAGCUAGCUGGUCGGUCAAAUAUUCUUUCUUAAAUGAUACCAAGCUGCUGCAUUGAUGAGCUGGUCGGUCUGUUAUUCUCUCCAGAUUUCACAAAUAAGUAGACCUGAGCAGUAUCAGCUUGUCUGCUUGAUUUCUGGAUUUUCAUAGAGGUUUUACUCUCGCUCAUCUUGUUUUGAUUAAUUCUUUGUGCUUUUUCAUAUAAUAACGAUUUGAUCAAUUGUUUUUGGUGCUAAAAGAUUGCACAUUGAAGGCUUGAACUCCAUUAAAUUCGUUGGCCUUAUGUAUAUAGAAAUGAAAAGUGAGAUACCUUCAUUACUAAACUAUGAAUAAUCAUUUUUGUUUCAAUAAUAAAGUUAGUAGGCACUGUCAA